Halteromyces radiatus is the source of this 2329-nucleotide messenger RNA. RefSeq names its product ATP-NAD kinase-like domain-containing protein. The transcript is spliced from 7 exons. Gene Ontology annotation, molecular function: NAD+ kinase activity. NCBI's taxonomy places the organism in Eukaryota, Fungi, Mucoromycota, Mucoromycetes, Mucorales, Cunninghamellaceae. The coding region runs from base 92 to 2095 and encodes 667 amino acids. Gene Ontology annotation, biological process: NADP+ biosynthetic process; NAD+ metabolic process. The record is from RefSeq and is a predicted model, not a curated record.
UUUUUUUUUCUCCCCACUCUUUUUUUUUUUUUGUCUUGAUAAGUCUCUUUCUUUUAUUAAAAUAACAUUUGUUAACUUCUACUCUACUUCCAUGCCUAUAUCUGGAGAAGUUGAUAAGAACGAAACUCAAGUGGAUCUUGUUUAUGCAAUUAACAAGUCUUUAGAAACUACUAGUUUGGAUUCAACUAUUAAACCAAAGAAAACUCUUCAUACUGGUAUGUCCUCAGCUUCUUGUCUUACUAAUAAAGCUGGAGAAGUACGAGCAGAAGCAAAACGUAUUGGGAAAACGCGGGUCAAAUGGGAUAAUCCAAAAAGUGUUAUGAUUAUUACAAAACCCAAGGAUAGUUCUCUCAUUCCUAAGACUCGAGAACUGGCUCUUUGGUUAAUAGAAACCCCUCGUUAUGGACAAUCAAGUGGUAUUACUGUAUAUGUGGAUGAAAAAUUACAAUAUUCGCUCAAUUUUAAGUACAAAAAGGUGCUCAAGUAUUAUCCUAAUGCAGCUGAAAAACUCAAGUUUUGGAAUCCUGAAUUAUGUGCAACCAAACCUGAACUAUUUGACUUUAUCAUCACGCUUGGUGGUGAUGGUACAGUUUUAUUCACUUCUUGGUUAUUCCAAACCUAUGUACCUCCUGUUAUACCUUUUCAUCUUGGUUCUCUUGGUUUUUUGACUCCUUUUGAUUUUACUAAAUAUGACAAGUAUCUAUCAAGAGCAAUGGAAAAUGGUGUUAGGAUCAAUCUUCGUGGACGAUUGACUUGCACAGUUUAUCGUAGAGUCCCUCUUCAUGAUAUCGAUGCUAAUGGUACUGAUUGUAUGGCUAUCAAAUUACGCAAUAUCAAACGGAAUUCAAAAACUGGAAAAAUUACGGUUGGUGGAUGGUGCAAAAAUAGCAACAAUGAUCAUGAUAUCAAAAAGAAGAAUCACUUCAAUAAAUUUGGUGAAAUCGAUGGUGGUAUGGAUGAUAUAGGAUCACUUAGCAAUAAGUCUGGUUUCGAAGAUGAUGACGAUGAUGAUGAUGAUGAUAACAAGGAUGAAGACAAUGGUUUCGAAGAACAUCGACAAGUACCUUGCUUUACCACUGUGCCAAGAGAACAAUACGAAGUCAUCAACGAAUUAGUGGUGGAUCGUGGUCCAAGUCCUUAUGUCAGUUUAUUGGAACUAUUUGGUGAUAACAAACAUUUGACUACAGUACAAGCAGAUGGUUUGGCAAUCUCUACUCCUACUGGAAGUACAGCUUAUUCGUUAUCUGCUGGUGGAUCUCUGACGCAUCCUGAAAUCCAUGCAAUUCUGAUUACUCCUAUUUGUCCUCAUACACUAUCUUUCCGAUCUACACUGGUACCAGAUUCUAUGGAAUUACGUAUUUGUGUCCCAUAUAAUUCAAGAAAUACUGCUUGGGCUGGUUUUGAUGGCCGUGGUCGUGUUGAACUAAGACAGGGAGAUCAUAUCAAGGUGACAGCAUCCAAAUAUCCUUUCCCUACAGUUUGCAAGGAUGAUCAAACAGCAGAUUGGUUUGGUUCUGUACAAAACUGUUUACAUUGGAAUAAACGACCACGACAAAAAUCAUUCGCAGUAGUAGAAUCCAACUCCAAGACACGAUCAACAUCAACGUCAUCAACAUCAUCAGCUACAAUUAUCCACCAUAGUAGAAGUGGUACCCCCAAUCCCAAAGAUACAACAAUACCCACUAGAUCUCAUAGCUCAGUUACGUUAUCUUCUUCAGCAUCAUCACAUCGAACAGCUAAUUCCCCUGGAGGUAUAUCAUCUUCAUCCUCUGAAACUGGACACGAUGAAGUAUUUGGCGUUUUUAGUGAUAUGGAUCGACGAUCUGGAAUAGGACGACGUUAUAGCGAAGCGGACUCAACUACUUAUGGCUCACCUGAAGAUGGGGAAGAUGAUGAUAAAGAUAGUGACACCAGUGGAUUGGAUACCGAUGAUGAAGAAAAUGACGACAGUGAUGACAGUCAACAGGCAAAUUUGGAAAUUGGUGGCGGUCAAUUUACAAAAGGAUUAAAAGGAUGGACUGAUGAUGAAAUCAGUAAAGGGCGUAUCAAGGGUGCUAUCGCAAAAUUAGGCUCACCAGAAAAACUUUAUUUUUGAACUGACUUUGUUAGGCUAUCCCCCCUUCUCUCUUUUUCUUUUUUUUUUUUUUAUCUCUUGUUUUUAUUUAUCUGUUAUCUAUUUAUUUUAUCUAUCUCUUUCUUCUUCUUCUUCUUCUUCUUCUGUACUAUAAUCACGUUUUUGUUCAUAUACACAAUAAAAUAUUUCCUCACCCUUUUUGAUCCAAUCUGAUAUUCAUUUGGAUCUUUAUUUUGUAUAUAUAUUUUUUUUAAU